Dama dama (fallow deer) is the source of this 7034-nucleotide messenger RNA. It is a transcript of the gene CHIC1, whose product is annotated as cysteine rich hydrophobic domain 1. The coding region runs from base 93 to 743 and encodes 216 amino acids. The transcript has 7 exons. The record is from RefSeq and is a predicted model, not a curated record. NCBI's taxonomy places the organism in Eukaryota, Metazoa, Chordata, Mammalia, Artiodactyla, Cervidae.
GUUUCUCUGCAUUAAGUUCCCCCUCCUCUUUCUGCACCUCAGCAGGUUCACACUCUUCUCCGUGAGGGUGGCGGCGAUAGAGAGGUCACGUGAUGAGCAUCUUGCUGCCCAACAUGGCGGAGUUCGACACCAUCUCGGAACUGGAGGAGGAGGAGGAAGAAGAAGCGGCAACGUCGUCGUCGUCGCCGUCGUCGUCGUCGUCGGGAUCAGGGCCUGACGAUGACGAGGAAGAUGAGGAGGAGGAGGAAGAAGAAAACGAAGAGGAGGAGGAGGAAGAAGAGGAGCAGGUGGAGGAAACGCCGCCCCCGCCUCGGGUAGUGAGCGAAGAGCAUCUUCGGAGAUAUGCCCCCGACCCUGUAUUGGUGCGGGGCGCCGGCCACAUCACUGUGUUUGGCUUGAGCAACAAGUUUGAUACUGAAUUUCCCUCAGUUCUAACAGGGAAGGUGGCCCCAGAAGAAUUUAAGACCAGCAUUGGCCGUGUGAAUGCAUGUUUGAAAAAGGCUCUCCCAGUCAAUGUGAAAUGGUUGCUCUGUGGUUGUCUCUGCUGCUGUUGCACAUUGGGUUGCAGCCUGUGGCCUGUUAUUUGUCUCAACAAAAGAACCAGAAGAUCAAUUCAGAAGUUGUUAGAAUGGGAAAAUAACAGAUUGUAUCACAAGCUUGCUUUGCACUGGAAGUUGACUAAAAGGAAAUGUGAAACUAGCAAUAUGAUGGAGUAUCUUGAACUUUUGUCAUUUGGAACAUAGAGGUUUCCUUCCACAUUUUUAGGUAAUACUAAUAGAAUUCUUACCAAAAUAUCCCAUAUUCCGACCUGACUGAGGGAUUUUAUUCAGUCACUUCUGUUUUACCUGUCAUUUCCUACCCUUAGUGCCUUGUAGAUGAUUUUGGAAUGAAGAUGGUCUCCUUUGCUGUGUUCAUUUAUUCUUUAUAAUGGUAGAAUAUUCUCCUCACACUUUUCAUUUGUGUUGGUUUAAGAAGAAAUUUUGCACAUCCUUUAUGUUGUUGUUAAAUGAGGCUUGUAUUUUGCACUGUCAAUUUUUAAAUAAAUACACACACAUAUGUGUGUGUGUGUAUAUAUGUAUAUAUGUAUAUAUAUAUAUAUAUAUAGUUGCCACUAAAUAUAACAUCAGUGCAGGUGUUUAAAAAACAAAAACAUGUUCUGAGCAUGCUGCCUUAUAAUUUUCAUACUUACUGUUUCUAAAUAUGCAUCAUUUUUCUAGGCUAUUUAAUGCUCUGUAAUCCUUUACUGAACAUACAUAAAUAAGCUUUUGGUAGCUUUUAGAAACGGUUUUACUCUUACCUGCUUUUAAAGGACAUGCAAUUAAUAGCACUGGUUUUGUCCUGCACUUUGCUUAAUUAUCACUUAUGUUAGUGGAUAAAAUAUUUAAACUCCUAAAGACCUGUAAAUAUUGUUUCUUUGCAUAAAGUAAAAAAAUGUGAUAUGCCAUGGUUUACAGAAUGUACUGUUAUUCUUAAUGUAUUGCCAACAAUUCUGCAUAAAUUUUAAUGUGAAUGAAGUUUGCAAGCAUCCUUUUGAAUGUAUAGAUUGUUAACAUGCUGUGUUAUGGCAAAGCCAUAAUAAGUAUGUUAAAAAUUUCAGGUGUGGGCAGGAUGGCCCUUUGUAAUGAGAAGAUUAAAAUUUAAAUCAUUGUCUGAGACCUUCUGCAUUGCACCUGAAACUAAGAACCUUGUUUUUUCCAUUUAGUUCAGUACGUCCCAUUUUGUCCUCCACUUACAAAAGAAUUCAUUUGACAUCUGACACAUUUCACAGCCUCACUCUCCUCAUUUAUUUCCCUUUAUGUAUCCUUUUCUUCACUUGGAAAUACACAGGAUUAUGACCUUUAAGGGUUGUCUCAAGUUUCAGAUGUCUUAGGAAAUAUCUAGACCCCACCCCCAGGAAAGCCACUGCUAACCCGUUUCUGGAGUUAUGAUCCACUUUGAGAAAGAGAGAGAGCUAAUUGAAAAGCUCUACCUAAAGUGGCAGAUUCAUAAUUGAUUAAAUAUUCUUAAUCCUCAUUUUGGGGAUCUUUUGUAAAGGUAUGGAUGUUAUUAAUGAGGAAAGACAAGAAUUAAACAAAAAUAUUUUAGUUUCUAAAUUAGCCACACAUACAGCCUUUUCAUUGGUAUGUGCAUAUUUCUCUAUUUCUCUUCACAUCGGAAUAAGAGCAGACACUCGUAAUUCUUCUAGAAUUUGAGUUUUUAACUUAAUGAAAACUUUACAUUGCAUUAGUUCAACUGCAAAUUAUGCCUGUAUGCAGACACUAUUUGUAAUUUGUAGUGCUGAAAAUAAAAGUAUCUGAGACUGAAUAAUAUUUUAUUUAUUAUUUUAGUCUUAUUGCUAUUAGUUAGCUUUUUUAGGCAAAUAUUCAUCCCAGUGAAGAGAGCAAUCAUUUUUUUAUACAAGGCCUUUUAAAGCCACUUUUAAAAUUUAUGCCUAAUUUGAAAUCUGCAGUCCUGGACGAGUAAAAGAAAAGGGAAAAAAAGAGAUUUUUGAUAUGUGAUUAUAAUUGCAUGAACAACUUUUCCACCUCUCUCUGUAGAACCCUGUUACCCCCAUGCCACCCAGAAUCUCUAACUUUUAAUAUAUUGUGUGUGCCUGCAAAUAUCAUUUGUCUGUCUGCUGAAAAAUUGAAGGUGCAUUUUUAUAGACAAAGUGGAAACCUCUGAAAAUGUAUACCAAAUGUCUUGUUUUAUAGAUAAGUUCGGGGAAAAAUUGUAUCUGUGGUUUAUGUUCCAGCUAGUAUCAUCAGGUUUAUGUUUCAAUUUGUGACAGUUUAAUACCAAAAUUGAUUUCCAGCAUAAUACAAAAUUUCUAAUUAUCACUGAUAGAAUAAUUACUUUGAGUCAACCCUUAAAAUCUCAUUUUUUUCCUGUAAACUUAGAAUUUGGCCAUAUGAUGGUCAUAGUAACUUUUUCUGCCAUGUGUAGAUCACACUUGUUUUGCUCAGAGAACAGCAGGAAGUGGUGAAUUGUUUCUAUAAAACUAAUAUUGAGACAGGAAUAGAGUGCAUCUGGAGGUAACAGAGUAUAUAAUUCAAGUUACAGUAGUAUUUGUCAUAAAAAGCAUUUACCAGCAUGUGUAAACUUAAUUUUAAAACCUAUUCUAAUAACUCUUAAAUUUAUUAUCUUAUUAUUCAUUAAUCUGAUUGACUUAUUUUCUUGAACUACUCAGAAAAUACCCAAAUUUUUUUCUUUCUUCUAUGACUGCUUUUUCAAGCUCUUUUCCUUUGGAGGGGACUGAUUAGCAGUUGAGUAUUUUUGAGUCCUUCAAGAGAUUUGUUUUCUUUUCAGUGAUAUUGGCAGCAGUGCAUGCUGAAAUGACAGAGUACACUGUGGACAUUAAUUUCUCCCUCACUGACUUUUUUUCUUAUAUCCUCAGGAUAGAACACAUCAAGUUAAUGAAGUAUUUUUGUGCUAGUUGUUUUUAGAUUAAAGAAACAAAUUUGAGGGUUUUUUUGUUAUAUAAUAUUCAUUUAUGAAACCUGCUAUGGAUGUUUCCAGAGAAAAUAACAUGUAUCUACUGAAGUAUAUAAAUCUUACAAAGUUUUGAGGUUACAAGUUAAAACUGUUCCUUCUCUGACUUUCCAUUAUGCAUCUCUACCCCCAUAAAUUGUGUAUAAAAUGAAAUAAGCUUUAACAUUUUUCAGCUAUUCUUUGACUCUUUCUACCCUCUAUGUUAAUCUAGGAAGAAACCAUUGUAGUCAAAUGUUAGAAGUAGAUGGAGAAGUGCCUUGUCGUCUUUGAAUAAAGAUAACAUUUUAUGUUGAAGGAAGCAGAACAAAUGAAUUGGUAAAUCAUUACAUUAAAACCAUCCUUUUCAGCUAAGUAUAAUAUAAGAAUAUUUUAUUAGUAUAUUGUAUUUCUUCUAUUUCUUAUUUAAAGCCUAUUUCCUGGGUUUUCCCCAAUCAUGAGAUGUAUUAGUGACAAAAUAUUACAGAACAGAAGUAUCAGUCACUUAUAAACCUAGUAUAAUUCUAAUGCUAGUAAACAUGUAAUUUAGCAUGGUCCUGAAAAAACAAUAGUCUUUGAUUGAAGCUCUACUAAAGCCUACGAAAGUAUUUAACACACACACUGUUCAUGUUAUCAUGACCUAUAAACACUAAUGUCUGAUCAGUUAAUCAAACUGUUACUAUUUAGCACUCUACCAUUUUAAUGAAAUUUAUUCUUAUUUUAUCAUAGUUUGAGUGAAGUUCCAUAACAUUUGUAAGCCUUCAAACAAAUGGGUUUUUUUUAAAUGUAAAAUCUCUUUAAAAAUCAUUAGCAUUUUAAUUUUGUUUAUAAAUUACCACUCAAAAAAAUCAGACCUCACUACUUAAAGCCUCCAAACAGUUUUUUUAUUAGAAUUGACUAUAUUGACCUGAGAGGGUAUAUAGAAAUUUGUAUACACCCAUUUAAUUGGAACAGUUUCACAUAGUGGGAAUACUUUUCGCUAAUUUGAUAAUAAGAUGCUCAGAUUCACUGAAAUUAAGUCCUCUUAUGCUUAUAAAAUUCUACUUUAAUCCAUUGUGUAACAAUUGUUAAAUCCUUUGGGUUAUUUUAAAUGAUGAACUAUUGGAAAAUUUUCCAUAGAAAGUGAAUAAUGAAUAGAUUUUAUUAAUAAUACCUGUCCAUGUAAUAUGUGGAAUAUAUAUAUAUGUGUGUGUGUGUGUGUGUGUGUGUGUGUGUGUGUGUUAUAUACACAUUUUCCUAUAUUACCCCCAGUUUCUCUUUUCCUGAUUCUGAGCCAGCCUUUUCAUUUUUAUGAUGGCAACCUGGGAAUAUGUUCCAUUUUCUGUGGAAUUUGUCAGAUUCAUACUAUAUGAGGAAAUGAUCUAAUGUGCUCCAGGCAAGUCACUUACAUUACAUGUCAGUCUCUUCAUCUGUAAAAUCAUGAGAUUGAACCUAGAGCUGUACAGAAAAUUAGAGGUCACCUGACAUUCUGUGAUACUAGGAAUCCUUAGGAAGUUUUUACUCUACAGAAUCUCAGAAUGAUUUUUCUCAAAUCUACUACCCUUCAUGGAAAUUCUCACAGUGCCUUGCACACAAUAAAAGUUUUAUUUGCCAACAGGCACCUAGCUGGUAUGUGUUCAUAUCAUACAGACUCAAAGAACCUGAUGCCUGUGAGAUCUCAGCACCUCCCUGGUGAUAAGAAUGAUUGUAGUUUCCCUAGGAACUGAGGACUGAGGUCUAUGGGCUUUACCUAUGUGGAAUCUGACUAUAUAUGCAGUUGGUACCUGAGCAAGAAUUAUGGCUGCAACAGUUGUGGAGGUAUGGUAAGACCCACCUUGACAUUGAGGUGAAAGAGAAUUUUAUAUCCCAUUCAAUAUCUGCUUCAGUGUCUUAAUUAUUUCCAUAUCCUCAAAAACAUCUGUUGGAACAAAUUAAUAUUAGAAAGGAAAGUGAUAUAGAAGUCAAACCCAAGUCACUUCUGGUUUAAUUCUUAGCUCUGCUGCUUAAUUCUUCUGUACCUCAUGUCCUCAUGGUGAAAGUGGGGACAAUAAUCUGGACCUACCUCACAGGGGAAUUGAGGAUUUUUUCAUAUAUAAAUGUGCUUUUGAAAUUGACCGAAGGAUGUAUUGUAUAUCAUGAUUUUGUAAUUUCUAAAUAGAGUCCUUUAAAUCUAUGUUGUUAUGUUUCCUUUCUCAGUCAAACCUUACAGAAUGAGUAUUGCAAUUAAUCUAGUUUUGGUAGUAAUUUUGUUAUUAAUCCCUUACGUGUUAACAUGGAUAAUUGUGUUAUAAUUGUGUUAUAUUGUGUUAUAAUACUUGGUUUAGGGAAGGAAAAGCACAUGGAUGUAAACCAGUGGUUCUCAACGUGGGGCAGAUGAAAAUAGCAGUGGGGUCAUCCUUGAACCUUUUUCAGUAUUUCAAAAAGUAUACUAGAAAUCAUACAUUUACCCAUAACAUUCCUACUGCACAAGCCAACUAAGACAGAAUUUUUACACAUUUUGUUUAUAUUUCUUCAAUUCUAACACUGGUUAUCUAUAUUGAUCAGAAACUGUGAAUGGUGGUUAAGCUUUUAAUUAUUUUUUUAAAUGAGAAAGCCUAUUGUUAUAUGCAAUUUAAUAAAUAAAAUACUUGAAAAUAUGGGGAAAGAAUAAUAAAGGAAUCUUUAUGGCAGAAAUGUUGGGAGCCACUUUCAUAAAGGAACCGAAAUUAUUUGACCUCCACAGGUUGCUUACCUAGUCCCUAAAUAAUGAAAUGCUAAAGUAUGUGUGUGUGUUUUGGCUAGAUUGAGCUAUAUAACUUCAGGUUAGAACUUGCCUUCAGUUUUUUUCUGAUUCAGGAUGAUAUAAUUGAGCUAAUUUAUCUGGGUGUAUAUGUGUAAAUCAUACAUAUACACACAUACAGGAUUGCAAGUGUGAAAAGCAUUAUAAUGUCGUCUUCUAGCAUUGGAGUAAACACCAAUUUCUGAGUCUCAAAGUAGUUCUGUGUGUAAAGUCAACAUGAAGUCAAUUAUUGCCUUAAGCAAUAAUUUCUCAAAUGUUUCUUUUAUUCCUGCUUAUUUUGUUUGCUUUGAUCUUUGCUUAAUUUUUUAAUUUUUCAUUUUAUAGUAAGCAAAUAGUAUGAAAUUGAUUUAAUGCCUGGACUUUGAAACCAGUUACAAAUGUUUGAAAUUAUAUGAUCUACAAGCUAGUUUGCCAUCCUUGAACUAACCAUGUACAAAUGCGAGUCAGCUGCAAAAACAGGAAAUCCUGCUAGAAGGUGGGCACUGAUCAAAAUAUCUGUCUGAAAAACCUAGGAUUUCUACUUUGGGGCAGAGGAUUCCUGUUGAGACAGUUUUACUAGGAAAGGGUAAAAGUGAACAUGUCCAUUUAAGCCAAGAACUUUCAUGCAUCUUUUAUUGUUGUAUAGCCUGUGGAAUGAAUCAUUUUUUCUCCCUUGAGUUCCGGAGUGACUCUCCUGGAAAAACUCAACCUAUAUACAGCUGUGCCAAAAGGAAGGAUACCUGCCUCUCUGAAACUUUCACUGCUGCUUCUGUCGUUGUUCAAUUGUCAGAUAUUAAAUUUUAUUAUCUCAGGAUGCAAAAUUACAAUAAAGUGCAAAUCUGUUAAUGAA